Molecule: messenger RNA, 1009 nt
Organism: Chenopodium quinoa (quinoa)
Lineage: Eukaryota; Viridiplantae; Streptophyta; Magnoliopsida; Caryophyllales; Amaranthaceae
Product: ABC transporter C family member 1-like
Exons: 3
Coding region: 452-994 (180 amino acids)
Source: RefSeq, a predicted model, not a curated record
UGUUUGAUUCUAUACCUGGUUUCGCCCUUUUACUUAUUUGUACUUUUAUUUAUUAACUAUUCUCCAUACAUUGUGGUCCUUCACACAACUAAAAAAACCCUUACCACUUACCAGAUCUUUUGAGUUUUGCUUCUCAAUGGAAAGAACAAGUCACUCUCUCUUUCUAUCUAAAAGAAGUGCUUCUUUGACGAUUAUUCCGCGUAUUUUAUCUGACUAAUUUGGGAUAUUAAUGGUGUGCUUAUUGCCAAUCAAUCUUUAUCUUCUUUCACCAAUCAUACGGUCAACUUAGUAAGACCUUAAGCAUUAGAUCUUUUUCUCACUGGUAAGCAGCUUCUCAGGUGUUUUAGGGGAAUAAAUGUGUUGUAUAUCUCAUCAUAGUUUAUUUGAGGUUGAAGCAAAAGUAGGCAGGGAUUUAUACUGAUUGGAUUUGAGGGUAAAAAGGCUGUUAGCGAUGGCUUUCAAGCCAUUGGAUUGGUAUUGCCAACCGGUGGCGAAUGGUGUCUGGGGAACAGCAGUGCAAAAUGCACUGGGAGCUUAUACACCCUGUGGCACAAACAGUCUUGUGAUUUGUGUGUCACAUUUAGUUAUGAUGGGGCUUUGUCUAUAUCGAAUAUGGAUAAUCCAGAAUAAUGUGAAAGCUCAGAAGUUUUGUUUGAGGUCCAAGUUUUACAAUUACCUCCUGGCUUUGUUGGCUGGUUACUCUGCUGCUGAGCCUUUGUUCAGGUUAAUCAUGGGCGUUUCGGUGCUUAAUUUGGAUGGGCAGGCUGGUCUUGCGCCGUAUGAAGUGAUCUCAUUAAUCAUCGAAGCUCUUGCUUGGCUCUCAGUGUUCGUCAUGACUGGCAUAGAAAUUAAAGUAUAUGUUCGGGAAUUCCGAUGGUUUGUCAGAUUUGGUAUCAUGUAUGCUUUGGUUGGAGAUGCUGUGAUGCUCAAUCUCAUGCUUACUUUGAAGGAGCACUAUGAUAGGUUGGUUCUUACAUCUUUAGUGCUUCUUUGACUAACUCUGACAUCU